AUGGAGCACUCCGGCAAGCUGACCGAGAUGGACCCUAUGCCCAUGUGGUCCCCCGCGCCAUCUGAUCACGGCGCUCAACGCUCACGGUCACCGCUGAUACCCACGGGCAACUUCGACGGCCCUCGCACGGAGGGAAUGGCACCGCACACGGAACACGAAGGUUACAAGACAGAGCGUUCUGGCAGCGCGGCACCGUAUAGCUAUCCGGCAUAUCAGCCGAUGCCUCCGCCGCCGCCGCCGCAGCAGCAAAUGUAUGCGCCGCCGCCGACAGAGCCGAUGAUGAUGACGCCGGGGCCGUACAUGCAGGAGCACGAGGCGCUGGAUAUCGACACAUUACGGCAGAGCUGCCAGUAUAACUUGCGGGGAUAUCUGGCCCUGAAGCAGGAUUACAGACGGUACGGCGGCAACGCGUCGGAUGGUCGCCUGCAGUCUCAGACGGACCUAGUGCUGAGCGACCUGCUGGGCCUGCAGAUGGAGGUUCGCAAUCUGGCGCGCGAGGCUCAAAACCACCGCUGGCGAAAAUGGCUCAUGGGUGGCAUCUUUGCGUCGUUUAUACCACUGGUGAGGCGCAUCUUUAGGCGCAGCAACGACGAGGACUCCAAGGUGGCUUCCAACGACACCGAGUAUGCCUUUCAAAGAUCUAGGAAUAUCUUGGCUCGGAUCAAAGACAAUUUGCUUCUUUUUGGCCCUUUGAUUCCGGAUGGUGCACACGGCGAGUCCCAUCUCGAGAUGGCAUCCGAAGGGGAUGCGGUGAAUCCGUCUUUGGCCCCUACGGAGGCUGUUUCGGAGGAGACGCAGGAACAAAAAGACCGGCGCUUUCGCAAGCUCUACAAUAGCCCGCCGGAUUUCAAGCAGCUUGCUGCGCUAGACGCCGACUUCUCCGCAGUAGUCCAGGGACGCGACCUGGAUUUCAGAGACCCCAAGGCUGUCAUGCAACUUUCCAAGACGCUGCUUAAGCACGACUUUGGCCUGUCACUAGACCUGCCAGAUGACCGCCUUUGCCCGCCGAUACCUAAUAGACAUAAAUAUAUUUUAUGGCUCAAAGAUUUACUCGACUUCACUACAUACAACGCCCCUGGCGGAAAGCUCGUGGGCAUAGAUAUCGGCACAGGAGCUAGCUGCAUAUAUCCAAUGCUUGGCUGCACUCAGAGGCCGUGGUGCUUUAUUGCAGCAGAUAUCGACGACGAGAGUCUGCGCUGGGCCUCAAAGAACAUUGAGCAAAACCACUUACAAAACCGUAUCAAACUCGUCAAGUCGAACCCAGAUGGUCCCAUCAUCCCCAUAGACUCAAUCACUGCCACAGAGGAAGUCGCUUUUGUCAUGACGAACCCGCCGUUUUACAGAUCCGCCGCGGAAAUGGACGAGCGCGCCGCCGAAAAGGCCCUCCCGCCGCUCACAGCCUGCACGGGCGCCCCCGUCGAGAUGGUGACAGACGGCGGCGAGGUCGCUUUUGUUGGGCGCAUUCUCGACGAGUCCCUGGCGCUGCGCGGGAGGAUCCAGUGGUACACGGCCAUGCUCGGCUUCCUGUCGAGCGUCGCCGCGCUGGUGCAGCGGCUGCGUGACAACGGCGUCGGCAACUACGCCGUGACCGAGUUUGUGCAGGGCAGGAAGACGAAGCGAUGGGCGGUGGCGUGGAGCUUUCGAGCGAUGCGCCCGCCGCAGGCGAUUGCGCGGGGGGCAGUGGCGGGCUCAUUGAAGGGCUACCUCCCUGCGCACACGGAAAUGACGGUAGUUGAGUUUCCCGAGUUUCAUCGUGUAUCAGAGUUUGCAAGCCGGCUGCGAGACGCCAUUGCGGCUUUGGAGGCAAUACACUGGGAAUGGGAUAGGCAAAAGUUAGAAGGCACGCUGAGGGUCGCGGACAAGGUAUGGACGAGGGCGUGGCGACGGCAAAAGCAACGCGGAAUGGACACGAGCCUAGAAGGAGAGGAGAGACCCGUCAAGGAAGAGCUCGGUUUCGGUAUCUACAUCAACGUGAACCUGAAUGGGGUAUUGGUUCGCUGCCGCUGGAUUGAGGGUCAUGAUGAGUCUGUCUUCAUUAGCUUCUCGGGCUAUCUUAAGACAACGGCCAAGAGCGUGCAUAGCAGCCUAGAUGAAACCAAGAAACCCGAAAAGGCGGAAUGA
Messenger RNA from Beauveria bassiana ARSEF 2860, 2121 nucleotides. RefSeq names its product DUF890 domain-containing protein. Gene Ontology annotation, biological process: rRNA base methylation. Bases 1 to 2121 code for a protein of 706 amino acids. The transcript is spliced from 7 exons. The record is from RefSeq and is a predicted model, not a curated record. Gene Ontology annotation, molecular function: 23S rRNA (adenine(1618)-N(6))-methyltransferase activity. Lineage: Eukaryota; Fungi; Ascomycota; Sordariomycetes; Hypocreales; Cordycipitaceae. Gene Ontology annotation, cellular component: nucleus.